AUGACUCCUCCUCCAGCCUACGACGCACCAGCCGACUCCCCCAUCUACGCCAACAAGAACCUCUACACCCGCAUCGCCAACUGCCCCUCCCGCACCCUCCAGCACUCAUCCCUCAUCCGCCCUCGCUCCGCCCACGCCUGGACCGUCCGCGCAGGCCAAGUAUGCCGCAUCACAGCCCCCCAAGGUGCCCAAGUAGGCGACCUCAACAUCUGGAACGCACAUAACCCCCGCGAACGCUUCUGGGCCUCGCGCACCCGCCAACUCCACCAAUCCCACGUCUCUACCUUCGACCGCCUCUGGUCCUGUCUGCCCUACAUGCGACCCCUCGUCACCAUAACCGCAGACACCUUGUCAACAUACGGCAUCGACAGCUCGGGCGGACGCGUGCACGAUCUCCUCGGAACCCGAUGCGAUCCUUACAUCCACCACCUCAUGACGGGCGAAUCAGAUGAUUUCCACUGCCACUCUAACCUCGUGCGGGCCGUUGCUCAGCACGGUCUUGUAGAAAGCGACGUGCAUGAUGUUCUUAACGUAUUCCAAGUUACCGGUCUUGAUUCUAAGGGGCGGUAUUUCAUGGGCACCAGUCCGGCCAAAGUAGGUGAUUAUUUUGAAUUCUUCGCGGAGCAGGAUGUCCUUUGUGCGCUGUCGGUUUGUUCAGGGGGUGAUCUGUCGCAGUGGGGGUGGAAGGGGAGUGAAGAGAUGGGCGAUACGACUAAGCCUUUGGGCGUAGAGGUUUACUCUCUUGACGAUAAGGCCGUGUUGGAAGGGUGGACGCCGCUGGAGCCGUCUGCGUACAAGGGUCUACAUGGUCUUCGUAUGCCGGCCAGAGAGCAGGACGGUCUCGAUGGUGUAUAA
Messenger RNA from Nannizzia gypsea CBS 118893, 855 nucleotides. RefSeq names its product meiotic chromosome segregation protein. The record is from RefSeq and is a predicted model, not a curated record. Lineage: Eukaryota; Fungi; Ascomycota; Eurotiomycetes; Onygenales; Arthrodermataceae. The coding region runs from base 1 to 855 and encodes 284 amino acids. The transcript has a single exon.